CAAAAUAUCAGCAGCUGUAGUUCAUGAUAAUACCAACUUGGCCUCAUUCCACUGGUGCUUGCAUACAAAGGAAUUAUCAUCAAAAUCGUUAUGACGAAAAGAUCCCUCCAACUGGGUGAUGACUUCCUAGCUAGGCUAGCAAGUGACAUCGAGACAGAAGAAGAUGCUGAGAUACUUGGGCGUAAACUUGGUUUCGAACAAGCCGAAAUCAAUCGUUUUAUGGCCACCAACCGGAGUGGUUAUCAUGUGACUUGUGCAGGAACAAGGUCUAUGCUAUUUGCUUGGCGUCAAAAGGUGUCACCCUCAGACCAACCAGAUACACUGAGGAAGUGUCUCCUCGAUGCCGAAUUGGUUGCAUUGGCUGAUGAAUAUCUUGGGGAGAUAAAGCAUACAACAGACCCCAAACCAAUACCAUGCCAACCAAUGUUUUCCUUCAACUACUGCCUUAAAGUACUGAAAGACCAUUACAAGACUGUCCUGUGUCAAAUUCAACGUAGGCCUUGGGACCCAAAUGACUUCGCAGAUCUUAAACAUUUAUUUACGGAUAUCAAUCUUGUUAAGUUUGACCGAAGUACGGGACAGUUUCAGAAGACACCAUUGAAAGGAUCGGUUAAUGGCAUCUUUGGAACUCAAAUCGAUGGCCAAUUCCCUAAACGUAUUAUUUUAACGGCACCCGGUGGUCAUGGUAAGACAUGUGCAGUCGCAAAAUUGGCUUAUGAUUGGUUGCACCAAACCGAUGGAUCACCCAUGAAAGGUUUGAAAGCUCUCUUCGUUUUAAGAUUAAGGGAGGUUGAGGAAUCUGUGUCUUUGGGUGAAACCAUCAUCUCACAGCUCUUAGGUGAAACUUUUGGUGUUACUUCGGAAUCAAUAGAAAACUUUCUCGAGAUGCAUCAAGAGUCAUGCGCUCUCAUAUUUGAUGGAUAUGAUGAGUUCAAAGGAAGUAUCAAGUCGACAAUCACGAGUCUGACGAAAGUUCUCCGGAACAUUAGGCUGAAGAACUGCAGAGUUCUCGUUACCACUCGACCACACCUGGAGGGAGAUUUUAGCCAAGGGGAACUUUCAAGGAUAUACACCAAGAUGUCCAUCGAAGGGUUUAGCUCAGAUUCAUCCCUACAGUUUAUCAGACGGUAUUUUCAAGCAAGAUCAAGUUCCAACGGUGGUAGAGAACUCAUCAAGUAUAUCCGCAAUAAUAAUUUUCUGGAAAGCUUGAUCAAAGUCCCAUUGUUCUGUACUAUGGUGUGUCACUUAUACGAAGUGGAAGCUUUAUCUAACGCUCAUUCACUGACAAGUCUGUUUGAUAGCAUAAACCAAUUCUUGCUUCAACAUGCAUUAGCUAAAGAGGUUCCAUCACUCUUACCAAGCGAGGCAAAACUUGAAGAUAUUCUAUAUGAUUUGGGUAAAUUUGCAUUUGAUGGACUUCGAAGUGAUAGCAAGAAGCUUGUUUUUCAAGUAGAAGAUUUCAAACAUUAUCCUGAUGCUUACAAAAUAGGCAUUAAGCUAGGGAUCCUUUCUGCUUCCAGUAUUCCCAUUAAACAUCUGGUAAACCGCCAAACAUCAAAGACAACGGUUGAAUUCUUUCACAAACUUCAGCAGGAAUAUUGUGCGAGUAUAUACAUGCGACGACUAGGUAUCACCCGAGAGAGUCGCUACAUCAAGUUCAGAAGCCCAUCAAAACUGGACUCGUUGUUGGCCAAAGAAGUCAACACAGUAGCUAAAACCCUGGAACUGGAGAAUGUACUUUGCUUCAUUGCAGGUGCUAACAGACCAGCCUGUCUGUCCGUCUUCAGACACAUUGCCAAUCAGGUUAAGGACUUUGUUCUCUACUAUAAAUGCCGUUUGGUGUUGCGCUGUCUCUUGGAAGCAGAUAGAUCUUAUGUAGAUGACUGUCACAGUGUGGCCAGCGCCUUGAGGAAGUGUUUCUGGGAUGGCAAAGUUGAUCUCUAUCCUCUUACUGAUAUGAUGAUGACUGGUUUGGAAAGGCUACCGCAGGUAGCCAAGAGAGCGAUCACAUCCGUUGCUUUGUGCAGCACAAAUCUCUCAGUCACCAUGACAACCCGACUUUGGUCUUGUCUAUCAUCAUUUGACAACCUCUACAACUUGUAUUUGAACAGCUCCUCCAUAAAUGUGGAGAAUGGUGAGCUUCUCCCACCCCUUCGAUCCGUGCGUCGAUUGGAGACUUGGUCCCUUCAAAAGGAGACGUUCAAUCAUCUCACAAGGUGCCUUCCAGCUGUGGAAGAUGUAGAGAUUUGGAUUGGGAAUGAGGACAACCUAGACCAGGCCUUAGAAUGGAUCACGUGCAGUCUUGGUGAGAUGGGCCACACGCUUCGGUGGAUAGAGAUCAAUGGGCUACUCAAUACCAAUGGAUCGACUGUGUCAAAGUCAACAUGCGAGAAGUUUGGGCGUACAAUCCAACAGAAGGCGAUACAGCUUGAGACCUUGUGUAUGGUUGAGAUCAAAAUGGAAUAUGCCGAGGGCUUGAUCGACAUUGUAAAAUGCUGCAAGGGCAUUAGAUCUUUCAAACGACUAAGAUUCGAGUGUGAUAUUCACACCAACAAGGAAACUGUCUACAACAUUUUAGAUGGCAUUGGAACGAGGGUAGAAUCUCUUGGUGGACUUCAAAAAAGGAGAUGUAACUGCAUGGGGAUUAUCGUGAAGCAACCUGGAGAUUCCAUACUUAACUGGAAAGUUCGAAGAUGAAACGGGAGUCUCCUAUUCCUGAAAGGAUUUCACCUCGUCCAUGGAUAAAGCAGGGUUUGCUAAAUGAUCGGAUAUAGCUGUUCUCAUCCAGGUACUACAGAACAAGUAAAUAGAUGGUUGGCGCCGGAAUAGAAGUGCCGCAGAUUUAGCUCUGGUUUGGGUUAAUUGGUUUUUGGAAGACCAAAGCCACAGCAAUCAAUGCAUGAUGAUCUCAUUUCAUGCAGGCAUCGACCA
Messenger RNA from Lytechinus pictus (painted urchin), 2931 nucleotides. RefSeq lists its product as uncharacterized. Lineage: Eukaryota; Metazoa; Echinodermata; Echinoidea; Temnopleuroida; Toxopneustidae. Bases 91 to 2697 code for a protein of 868 amino acids. Gene Ontology annotation, biological process: signal transduction. The transcript is spliced from 7 exons. The record is from RefSeq and is a predicted model, not a curated record. Gene Ontology annotation, molecular function: protein binding.